Phytophthora sojae is the source of this 1046-nucleotide messenger RNA. RefSeq lists its product as hypothetical. The record is from RefSeq and is a predicted model, not a curated record. Gene Ontology annotation, molecular function: protein binding. NCBI's taxonomy places the organism in Eukaryota, Oomycota, Peronosporomycetes, Peronosporales, Peronosporaceae. The transcript has a single exon. The coding region runs from base 15 to 1046 and encodes 343 amino acids.
GCUCAAAUCGAUCCAUGUGGCUGGAGGAGCUACCCGCGGAGGUGCUAGAGGCUGUCGGCGGCUUCCUGGCAGGCUUUGACGCCUUCCAGCUAUCGCACACCAGUAGCUGGUGGUUCCGCUUGCUGUCGGACGGCCUGCUCUGGCACGAGCGUCUGGUACAUGGCGCUGUCCCGGAGAACCAGCAGCACUUGUUGCACACAUGGAAGCGGCGCUACAUGCAGGCGAGAUCCAUGAUGUUCCACGGCCUGGACACCAACGACAACGACGAGCUUGUGCGCGCUUCCUACGCCUGCGUCGAGUACCCGCCGCCGACGGACUGGGGACAGUUCCGUCGGAUGUACUUCGCGCUGAAGACCAUGCAUGAGGAGAGCUUCAGCUUCGACCUGUGGUUCUCUCUGCUGCCCAAGGACGAGACCAAGUACACGGGCGGGGUCAUCUUCGGGCUGCAGUCCGAGGAGCGGGACAGCCGGAACUGGCCGCAGUACCAUCAGCAGUUCGUCAUGGUGGACUCGAACAGCAACCUCUACUGUUCGGUGCUGGAUGUCAGGACGCCGGUGGCAAAGAAUCUGAAGUGCGAUCGAUGGUACCAUAUCGUUCUGACCUACGAUCUCGACCACCAGCGACAGAACGUCUACUUGGACGGAGAAAAGGUCUGGUCGAUGACGGGGGCUUUGCAUCGCGAGUGGCAGCACUUGCUGCACGAACAGGUCGGCUCGGGCUACGUCACGGCCGGCGGGGGCGACUUCCCGCACGGAGACUUUGUCGGCUGGUACGGCUUCCACGGGUUGCUGGACGAGUUUCGGUUCUACGGCGGCGUGCUGCCUCUGGACGAGGUUCGGCACCUGGCUCAAGGUGGGGAGCUGUCUCCCAAGCGGCUCAGCGGGACGCUCAAGUACCCGGGCAUUCGAGGCCCGCAGUCGCGUAUCAACGUGGAACUCGUGGCGUGCACGCGGCCGGCCGAGGGUAGACCCGUGGAGAUCGUCGCGAUCGAGCAGAGGCCGUCGUUCCCGCCGAAACCGUGCCGCCCUCGGGCCGUGUUCGCCUGA